UGUGGUCUAUGGGUUCAGCAAAAUAGUCAGAGAUGGCUACGUGUGUUCGAAUUGAGAAUUCACUUGUCAUUCUGUGCUAACUUCAUCGAAAUGUGAGAUACACUCAACCUCUAGUAUACGGAAUCCUCGAAAGUGAAAAAGAGUAGAGUCACUGUAAAAGUAAACGCUAUUUUUAAGUAGUUUUACACGAUAAAAAUAUGGGGUCUCGUUACGAUCGAGCAAUUACGGUAUUUUCACCUGACGGUCACUUAUUGCAGGUUGAAUAUGCCCAAGAAGCAGUGAAAAAGGGAUCAACAGCGGUUGGCGUUCGCGGCAACGAUGUUGUUGUAUUGGGUGUGGAGAAAAAAUCAGUGGCCAAACUUCAAGAGGAACGAACAGUUCGAAAAAUAUGUCUCCUGGAUGAACACGUUGUGAUGGCUUUCGCAGGUUUAACCGCUGAUGCAAGAGUAUUAAUAAAUCGAGCACAAAUUGAAUGCCAGAGUCACAAGUUAACUGUUGAGGACCCUGUGACUUUGGAAUAUAUCACACGAUUCGUAGCAGGGUUGAAGCAAAAAUACACUCAAAGCAAUGGCCGCAGACCUUUUGGAAUAUCGUGCUUAUUGGCAGGUUUUGAUUAUGAUGGUGUACCUCACUUGUACCAAACUGAUCCAUCUGGAACUUAUUUUGAAUGGAAGGCUAACGCUACAGGACGCAGUGCCACAACAGUCCGUGAAUUCCUUGAGAAGUAUUACUCUCCUGAAGAAGUAACAACUGAGAAAGGUACCAUGAAACUUGCCAUUCGAGCGCUGCUAGAAGUUGUCCAGUCUGGACAAAAGAAUUUAGAGAUAGCUGUAAUGCGCCGUGGUCAGCCGUUGCAGAUGCUGGAUGUUGAAACAAUUGGUGAAUACGUUACAGAAAUUGAAAAAGAAAAAGAGGCUGAAGCUGAGAAAAAGAAACAGAAAAAGUAACACUAAUUAUCUGUUUCUCUGAGAGGAAUGGCUAGCCAUAGAAUAGUCACAGAAGUCAGACAACUCUACUUUGCUGCUCAUGUUGACGACUGAAAUGGAAUUUAUUCAAUUUAAUACAUAUGAGCAAAUGAAACAUGUUAAUUGUGUAUAACGUAACAGUUCCGAAGCAAACCUUGAAUCGCACUUGUCAUUGAAAUUCAACUCUUUCGUGGCUUCGUUGACACCGAAUUUUAUACUUGAUACCCAAACUCCGAUGCUACCUGAAAAUAUUUUCAAUCUUGUAAUCUGCAACCGCAGCCAAAGUAGCAAAAAAAAAAAAAAAUUGCACUGUUG
Molecule: messenger RNA, 1280 nt
Organism: Neodiprion virginianus
Lineage: Eukaryota; Metazoa; Arthropoda; Insecta; Hymenoptera; Diprionidae
Gene: Prosalpha4
Product: proteasome subunit alpha type-7
Exons: 7
Coding region: 198-947 (249 amino acids)
Biological process (GO): ubiquitin-dependent protein catabolic process
Cellular component (GO): nucleus; proteasome core complex, alpha-subunit complex; proteasome core complex
Source: RefSeq, a predicted model, not a curated record